UCGGCGUAACAACACUAGGCACGAUUAUCAUUUUUAAACAGAAGUUUUUAUUUCUGUAAAUAAAUUAUUACAAUAUGAAAAGAUUAUAUUGGAUUAUAAUAUUAUGGUACAUGAAUAUUUCGCCUAUAACUCCUUAUUAUCAUGAGAUAACAACCGUAAAACCGUACUAUCCAUUACGAGAAGACGCAUAUUUUGGAUACAGCAUGGCUUUCUUAGAUAAUGACCUCGUUAUAAGUGCACCAAGAGCUGAUGAUAUUGGACAAAUAUAUAAUUACGACACGAAAACCGAUAACUUAGACAAAUUUGAUUUACAGCUUAUAAGAGAAGUUAAGAAGUAUAAGCAUGACUAUUGGCUGGGAGCCACUGUCACAAAGGGAUCUUCAUUCUUCGUGACUUGCGCUCCAAGAGUUGUAGAAUACAGCAGAUUUUCGACGAACUGGUACACAGCGGGAACAUGUUAUAAUUUCACAAGUAAAACAAACAUAAAACUACCAUCAAAGCUAGAAAACACUGUUUUGUUUAAUGGAAAUUCCGAUUCUUUUGGAUGGAGCAUCAAUGUGGAUCCAUUAAAUAGAAUUAUGAUCGGUGGUCCCGCCUUAAUUGGUGGUUAUGUGAGAAUUCAUCAAACGCACUUCACUACGCCAUACAUUUUGAGGAAUACAACCAAUACAUACAAUUUUGGAUACAGCAUUGCAAGUGGUUAUUUUCUAUCGGAUAAGGACCUUACCUUUGCCGUCAGUUCUACUUAUGGAGCGUAUGGCGAAGGCCAGGUGUUUAUAUUUAGCACAGAUUUCAAAGACAAGUACAGAAUCAUCAAUAAAGGAAUAGGGUCUAUGUAUGGAGCUGUACUUUGCGCUUUACGUUUGGAAGGAAAUCGUUCUUCUUUGUUGGUAGGAGCACCAACAUAUACGACAAACCCUCAUGAAUAUGACCAAGGUGCCAUCUACCUAUAUGUGCCGAAUUAUUCUGCUAAUACCACUGAGAAGCUGGUACUUAAGAGGAUAAUAAAUGGGACGUCAAGCGGUGGUUAUUUCGGUUACUCUAUUGUCAAUAUCGGAGAUUUGGAUGGCGACGGUAAAGAUGAAAUUGCAAUUGGAGCGCCAUAUGAAGAUGCAGGAAAGGGAGCAGUGUACAUUUACUCAGGCCAUGGUCUUCUUUCUGGCAAGACUUGGCUACAGAAAAUCUAUCGAAAUGAGUUCCAAUCCUUUGGAUUUAGUCUUGCAGCAUUUACUGAAUCCUAUGAAGAUGUAUGCAAUGGGUUAGCUAUCAGCGCUCCACUAGACAACAAAGUAUUUCUAUACAAAUGUACAGCUUACAUCACCGUAAAUUUACGCACAAAAUUUCCGGAUUUACAGAAACGCGAGAAUCAACUACAUUUUAAAUUCGAUGCAUGUAUCGAUUUUACCUAUCCUAGUAAACCAAAAUUUAUUGACUCAGAAAUUGAGUUCAAAGUUAAAAUAACUCACACAUAUGCAAAGUUAGACAACUCCGCGCCAGAUGGAUCAAUUACAAAUCCUAUAAAUUUGGGACAACGUCGCGAAAGCUUUUGCGCUAGCUUCAAAGUGUUGACACCAGAGGAAGGUGAUUACAACGAAAUGAUAAAAUAUAACAUAACGGUGGAUUUAACCAAUCGAAUGAUGAAAAAAACAAAAGAAAAGUUUGAUAGAGCUCAUGUACUUCUAAGUGAUAGAAGUGUCCGUUCGUUGGAAGGUCAGCUUUGGGCAGCUAACUGUAAAAGCACCUACGGUCGCUGCGUCCCCCAGCUCAGCCUUGAGACUUUCACAACCCUAACAGAUCCUUACUUAGUCAGCAAUUCAAAAAAAGAAAAAUUUUCUCUAAUGAUAUUGAACUCUGGCGAGAUUGCCUAUAACCCGUGCGUGAUAGUGACAGUACUCGGCGCUCAUGUGCUGAGCCACCCCCCUGGAUGCACGCGCGGUGAAGACGCGGAGCAAGUUAUUUGUAAACCAAAUAAAAUGUUGAUUAAUGGAUAUAAAUGGCCCACUGGUAAUAUCGAGAUUGAUACAUCGUUUGCAACAAAUCAAUUAGAUAAUUUAUCGAUCCAGUCGGACCUGUACAAUAAUUGCAAUGACAAAACAGAUAAAAAAACAAACACGAAUUUUUUCAGUCUGAUAUAUGACUUCAGUGGAAUUAAUAUACAAGGUCUUUCUAACCCGAGCAAAAACUUAAAUAUUACAACCGUUGAUGUCACACUAGGGAAGCAAUUUCACCAUUUAUAUUCGAUAAAAAAUGAUGGUUCGACAGACUACUUGAACGCUAAAUUUAAAAUUUUGCUAGAAAAGAGGAAAUAUUUAAGUUACUCAUUAGAGGUGUCCUCCAAAUCCAAUAUCAUAGAAAAAAAGGAGACAGACAACAUGAUCGAAUACACAUAUAAAGUCCAAGAGCUGGCCAGAAGGAAUGAAACGAAUGUGUAUUUAUGUAUAAAUAUCGUGCCAGAAACCCUAGGUGAAUUUAUAACAAGCGGAAAUGUAACGACAGCGUCGAAGUUAAUUUUGUAUUUGAAAGAAGAUAUCCAAGAAAUGAGCGUCUCAACGACCUUGAUUCUCAAGUCAACCCGUGUGGCUGCAUGGAUUAUAAUAAUCGCAAUUCUGAUGGGUCUACUUAUUCUACUUUUAAUGGCCUUCAUAUUACGCGAGUGCGGCUGCUUCCAAAGAAAAAAUAAGAAAAAAUUAAAUAGCUUGAAAGAAUUUGUCAGAACGCAAAGUAUGCGUCAAAACUCUAGAGGACAUCAUAUGCUGCAGGAAGAGAGGGACGCUAAUAUUUGUGAUUGAAAAAUAAGCUUUGAGAGUGGGAAUAUAAACAAUGGUGGAUUAUAGAUGGAACUAAUUCAAUAAGGGCUUUAUAUAUUAAUUUAAUAAGGUUUCGUAUUGUAAUAUUACCUAUAAUUAUUAUUAAAAAUUGUCUUUAAUUUUUUAACAAAUUUAUUAAAAAAAUAUUUAAAUAAAAAAUAUUC
Messenger RNA from Nymphalis io (European peacock), 2971 nucleotides. Its product is annotated as integrin alpha-PS4-like. Gene Ontology annotation, cellular component: integrin complex; external side of plasma membrane. Gene Ontology annotation, biological process: cell adhesion mediated by integrin; cell-matrix adhesion; integrin-mediated signaling pathway. Lineage: Eukaryota; Metazoa; Arthropoda; Insecta; Lepidoptera; Nymphalidae. The record is from RefSeq and is a predicted model, not a curated record. Bases 75 to 2789 code for a protein of 904 amino acids. Gene Ontology annotation, molecular function: integrin binding. The transcript is spliced from 25 exons.